AUGGUGGAAACUUCGUCAUACGUCUACGGUGAACGUUCUAUGAAUAUGGAAAACGAAUUGGAGGAAGAACUGAAUAGAAGGAUGAGAGCAGUGCUGAUAGCCUUCACACCAGUCAGAGAAGCUACCGACCAACCGACCAAGAUCUCCGUGAUCUGUUCCACUCCACAGUUCUUCCAGCGCUCUGUUACACAGCUAGGACGUGGACAGACACCACUGCCACGUCUGGGAAGCUACUCACUACCCACAGAACCCUUGAGAGAUGUCUUCUGA
Messenger RNA from Necator americanus (New World hookworm), 270 nucleotides. RefSeq lists its product as uncharacterized. The transcript has a single exon. The record is from RefSeq and is a predicted model, not a curated record. Bases 1 to 270 code for a protein of 89 amino acids. NCBI's taxonomy places the organism in Eukaryota, Metazoa, Nematoda, Chromadorea, Rhabditida, Ancylostomatidae.